CGUGCCCUAACCUUUUCCUUCUCCCAUCAACGCCGAUUCCCUCUUCCCUUUCUGUGAACUCGCCGCCUCCACCAAGUCUCGCCCACAUCUCCUCUUCCCCUCCUCUUUGUCUCGCGCCGCCUCCACCAAGUCUCGCCCACAUCUCCUCUUCCCCUCCUCUUUGUCGGGCUCGCGGCGCUCUCAUCUUCUUCCUCGAUCCACCGACGCCGGCGGACGAAAAACCACUUGAGCCCUAAGUUUCCGGUCACCGAAUCCUCCCUCUCCUCUCCUGGUCGCGGGCAUUGGAGAUCGCCGGGAAUCGAGCAUCCGAGUCUCCACCUCACCUGUGCCCUAGACCGCCGACCCUUGCUUCUUCUCCAUUGCACGUUGCCAGCCGAGUUCAUCGACACAGAUCGUGUCAUCGGCGGCCACUGCCACUGUGAGCUGUCUGCACGGCUCUGUCAACUACCAGGUACCCUUCUAUUCUUAAGCCCUCUUGGUCCCCUGAGAAGCUUUCGGCCAGAACCUCCAAGGAGCACUGUUCUGAUGGAUCAAUUGAGGGAUUCGAGUUGUAUGUAAACUUUUGGAUCUAUUGAAGACGGUUGACACGAUCUUCUUUUUGAGGUCUUCCAGUCUUCUGUAAUAUGGAUAUGGCCAUUCAGGGAGUUGAAAAUGAAGCCUUUGGUUUCCUGGUUAAACAGGGGGCAGAAGCUAGGGUGUUCAAGUCAACUUUUGUGGGUCGUUUGUCGAUUGUGAAAGAGCGUUUCUCCAAGAAAUAUAGGCAUCCCUUACUUGAUUCAAAGUUGACAGUGAAGCGCUUGAACAUGGAAGUUCGCUGCAUGACAAAAGCCAGGCGUCUUGGUGUCCCCACUCCAGUAUUAUAUGCUGUCGAUCCAAUUCUGCAUACUCUGACAUUUGAAUACGUGGAUGGGCUCUCUGUGAAGGAGAUCCUAUUAGAUUUUGGAUUAAAUGGUAUUGUUGAAGAACAACUAAAUGAUAUUGCUAUACAGAUAGGAACUGCAAUGGGAAAAAUGCACGAUGGGGGUCUUAUCCAUGGUGAUUUGACCACUUCAAAUAUGAUUAUUAGGGGAGAGACUAAUCAUUUGGUUCUUAUAGACUUCGGUCUGAGUUUCACAUCAACUAUUCCUGAAGAUAAAGCAGUCGAUCUAUAUGUGUUAGAGAGAGCUUUGUUAUCAAUGCAUUCUUCAUGUGGAAAUGUGAUGGAAAAAAUACUGUCAGCCUAUAGAAAGUCUUCUAAGCAGUGGUCAUCCACGAUGAACAAACUAGCUCAAGUGAGACAGCGAGGUCGAAAACGUACCAUGGUAGGAUGAUUCUUGUGAGUUCCGUGUCCACUGGCACCAAGUUACUAGGUCAGGUUACACAUUGCUGUUAGAUAUGGAACUGUUUUCACUUAACAAAAAUAAGCCUAAAUAGACAAUUCAUCAUGUUUGGUGCCAUGCAAUCUCAAUAUAGUGUUGGUGUUCUUGCAAGUAUUGUUGUAUGGUUUGUCAUUCGUAGUAAUAUUGUAAAACACCAGUGAAAAAAUUUAUAAAAUUUCACUGCAUAUCCAAGAUUGGCGGUUGAUUUUGUUGGGACUAAA
Molecule: messenger RNA, 1579 nt
Organism: Zingiber officinale
Lineage: Eukaryota; Viridiplantae; Streptophyta; Magnoliopsida; Zingiberales; Zingiberaceae
Product: EKC/KEOPS complex subunit bud32-like
Exons: 9
Coding region: 624-1310 (228 amino acids)
Biological process (GO): protein phosphorylation
Cellular component (GO): cytosol; EKC/KEOPS complex; nucleus
Molecular function (GO): protein serine/threonine kinase activity; ATP binding
Source: RefSeq, a predicted model, not a curated record